AUGGGAUAUAUGUACAUUUCCGUGUCUGUCAACCCGACUGGAUCGCGGAGUUGAGUGGGUGGAAGCAAUUUCAACAUAAUUUUGCCGGGGCGUUUUAUCGUUCAUUUUGGUUACUCAUGGUCUAAGACGUUGCUUUGCAUCAACAACACACAGCCAUGCCUCUGAAAAAUCCUAUGAAUUUGACCAUAUCGGUCGCCGAACCCAAUCAAGAAUCGGGCGAUCGACAAAACAAUGGUGCCGCCAACUUAGAGGCUCUUCAACAGAAAUUAAAGGAACUGGACAUAGAUGACCAACAGAGAGAAAGAUUAGAGCAGUUCCUCACCCAGAAGCAGAGGGUUGGAGAGCUUGUUGAGGAGGAUUUCGAGAAGCUGGGUGAACUCGGUGCCGGGAAUGGAGGAGUAGUCACCAAAGUCCGUCACAAGCCCUCAGGACUUAUCAUGGCUCGAAAAUUGAUUCAUCUGGAGAUCAAGCCGGCUGUCAGGAACCAGAUAUUCCGGGAGUUGAAAGUCCUUCAUGAAUGUAACUCCCCAUAUAGUGGUUUCUACGGUGCAUUCUACAGUGAUGGGGAAAUCAGCAUUUGUAUGGAAUAUAUGGAUGGAGGUUCACUAGAUCUGAUACUGAAGAGAGCUGGAAGAAUACCAGAACCAAUACUUGGUGUCAUCAACGUUGCAGUUUUAAAAGGUUUAAGUUAUUUGCGGGAAAGGCACCAGAUUAUUCACAGAGAUGUGAAACCCUCCAAUAUCCUGGUCAAUUCAAGAGGAGAGAUAAAGAUCUGUGAUUUUGGAGUCAGUGGUCAGUUGAUAGAUUCCAUGGCCAACUCCUUUGUAGGAACACGGUCCUAUAUGGCGCCGGAGCGUCUCCAGGGCACACAUUACUCUGUACAGUCAGACAUCUGGAGCCUGGGGUUGUCCCUGGUGGAGAUGGCUAUAGGCAGGUACCCAAUCCCACCUCCUGACCCCAAGGAUCUCAACAGUGUGUUCGGGGAGAACGUCAUGGUGGAGCACAUGGAGGCCGCCAAGUCAGGGAAGCCUUUGAGAGGCAGCCGAAAUAGCUAUGUAUGCCCGCCGGGCGCUGACGCUCCCCGACCCAUGGCCAUAUUUGAGCUUUUAGAUUACAUUGUGAAUGAGGCACCACCGUCGCUGCCUAAAGGAAAGUUCUCAGAACAGUUUGAUGACUUUGUAGAAAGAUGUCUGAAGAAGUGCCCCUCUGACAGAGCCGACCUGCAAUCUCUUAUGAAUCACAGCUUUGUAAAGAAAUGCGAGAGCAGUGAGGAGGUCAAUAUCGGCCAGUGGGUGUGCAAGGUGAUGAGCAUCAAGGAGGCCAGCUGAGGACAGAAUGACGUCCGUGACAAGUGUGAGCGUGUAGAGUGUAUGUGUGACUGAGCAUGAAUGGGUGUCCAAAGACUGACUGCCAGAUAACAACUCCAAGCAUCAAAAAGGAAGAAAAAUGGCCACUUUUGAUUCACAAACAGAUCUUACCUUUAAUCCUCUGUUUGGAGAUUCUAGGUAGUUCUUCUAUGUACACAUUUAUAGCACAAUUUAUUUUAAUAUUUUAGUGCUUAAAUUCCAGUGCUAUAAAUUUUAAUGUGAUAGAUUCUAGUAGAAAUAACAUCCCAAUUUGUAUCUGUGUGGCAACAGGAUGUUUGUCCACACAAAUAAGCUAAAAAAACAUUGUUGGAAAAGUGCUUCUAUUUGUGUGUGGAGUUUGGAGCUAACAUCACACUGAAAUGAAAAUAUGCUUCUUACGAAUAAAUGGUUAUGAGUAUGCUGUGCUCAAAGUAUGUAUGUAAUCAUUUUUGAUGAUCUUGUAGGUUUAUAUAGUGAAGUUGGCAUUGCACCACAUGUUUCUUCUUGAAUAAAAGUCAUCAUUACAGAUAUAAGCAGCCUUAGAAAUCCGUUCUUUUGAAAACAAGUCCAGUGGACUAAUGUUUGCCUGUUAGCAAAUUUUUUUACAAUUUCUUCCUUUUGGUUUGGUCAGAUCCAAUUGAAAAAUUGAGAACUGGUUCAGAAUUAUUGGUCUUAAAUGCUGCUAGUCAGCAAGGAUUCCAUCAGUGGAUUUUAUCGUCCUUUGCACAAUGUCGUCUUUUGAAUCAAGUUGGCAUGAGUAACUGGCAUGAAUUUCUAAGGCUGCAUCUCAUAUUGUUUCUUGAAUAAAAGUCCACAUCUUUUUGUUAGACUGGAGGUAAGAACAUGUUCUAGGUUCGCCUUGAUAUGAGUAAAUCUGUAGGGAACAGUGAGACAGCAGUGGUCAGUGCCAGGCUAUUGGACAAGGGCAUAGGAAGUAGGGCAUCCUCCAUAGACACUGGGCUGUAUGACCUGUUGCUGUAGACCUACAAGUCUGUAGUCGGACCUUAUUUCACUCCAUCGUGUGUCUGUGUCAGUGUGUUACGUCAGAUUCCACAGGUGUUGUUUGACUAUGAUGUCUGUCUCCCAUCGGAUGUGUUUUAUCAGAUUCCACAGAUCUUUCUUUAGAGAUAUGCUUGACUACAUGGUGUGUCUCACAAUUGAUAGGUUACUCUACAAGUCAGUAUGCUUGUCUACAUAGUGUGUCUCCCGAUUGCUAGGUUAAUCUGAAGGUUAUUAUGUUGGGUAAUGCUUGACUACAUUCUGUGUCUCUUGUCAGACAUUUAUGGUGCUAUUGUGAAACUGAAUCCCAAUUGAGACACGACGGUCAUUUACAUAACCAGAGGCUGCAGAAACAUCACUGUUCUCUCUGAUUCUAAUUUAAAAUUUUCCCAUUGGGAUUGUAUGAAUAGAAGAACAUUAGAUCGUGAGGAGGCGUUGCCUAGACUCCUCAAUUUCUUCUGAUAACCAAAAUUGUAGAUAUCAUUUACCAUAUUUGCAAAACAUUUUUGAAUUUUGUUCUUUACAAAAUUCAGAAGUACUUAUUUACCCACCCAUGGUCGAAGGUGCCAGGAAUGGCAUGUAAGGAUUUUAUCCUGGAUAUAAUCCUUGGUUUGUCAGUGCUUGUAGACAUAAACAGUUAGGGAAGGAAGUACAGACUACACCAUAGAACUAAGACAGUGUUUAAAGCAGGAAGAAACACAACUAUCUGACUCUGCAUUUAAGUGGCGGUCUGUUCAAAGAUACAUGCUUGACCUAUACAUCUGUAAGAAAGUACCAAUUGACCCACAUCUAUGUGGGACAUUAUUUCCUAUAACAAUAUUGUAUGUCUUAGAUAUGUACCAAUAUUUACCAUUAUGAAUAAUAUCCCAAUCCAACAGCAUUUAGUUUUGUACUCAUCAUUAACAUGACAUUGUGACCUUCCAGAGUAUGUAGUACGACAAUCAUAGGUGGCAUGGCAUUAGCUGGAAGCUACAAAGUAAUUGUCAGUUCCCCAAUGAAAUAGCACUUUAAUUUAACAUAUAAUUUCUAAAAAUUACAGUUUUCUUUUUACUGAAAUUUCAGUAUGCGGUUUUCAAGGUUUUGAAUGCCAGAAUCUUUGCAAAACAUAUCUACAUGGUGUAGUUUUGUAGUGUGGUGAUUGUAAAAUGAAUGUUGUUUUGUAAUGGAGGCUAGUGGCUGUCCAGAGGAAUGUUGCAAGGAUAUUGUCAGUGCCAGCACUAAGAUCAUUCAUUGUAAAUGUCCAUUGUCUAUUAUCAUUCUCUAUUCAAACUACAGAAUCUGAUUUACCCAUUCAGAUAUGGAGAUGACAAAAUGUGUACGAAGUUUGUGUGACUGCUUCUGUUCUUUGAAUGAUGUAGCAGUUGAGGAAUUUAUGCACUGUGUUAUUGCAAGUGGCUCAUGUGUAUUGUGUAUGUUUUGUUAGUGUGUCCUGUAGUUGAAGAAACCAGAAUUCCAGCUUGUUCUCAUCUACUAUUAGUAGUGUAGACCUGCAUACCAUAUGUGAUACCAUGUGGUGGUCAAAAGGCCAUGUGGAGAACAUGCAUGCCAGGCUGUUGAUUUCCUCAUCUUGUUGACCUGCAUUCCAUACUAUUGUGGCCACAAAGGUCUUGUACAAGACCUGUAUAUCAUUCUAUUGAUUGCCAAGCAGGUAUUCAGGACGACCUGCAUACCAUACUAUUGAUUGCCAAGCAGGUAUUCAGGACGACCUGCAUACCAUAUUAUUGAUUGCUAAGCGGGUAUUUGGGACGACCUGCAUUCCAUACUAUUGAUGGCCUCAAAGGUCUUGUACAAGACCUGUAUAUCAUUCUAUUGAUUGUCAAGCAGGUAUUCAGGACGACCUGCAUACCAUACUAUUGAUUGCCUCAAAGGUCUUGUGGAAGACCUCCAUACCAUACUAUUGAUUGCCAUGGCGGCAUUGUGGUUGACUUGCAUGCUGUGCUCUUGAUGGCCACUUGGUAAUGGGGUGGACCUGCAAGUUGUCUUAUUGGUGGCCACAGGUCAUGUGGUAGACCUGUGUAUCAUACUACGGAAUUAUGGCAGCCCUGCAUCCCAUAGAACUGAAGGCCACAUGGGUAGGCUGCAUAUGAUGCUACUGACUCCAGCUCAGGUCAAAUUGUGGCUAUGCGUUCUUGUCAGGAAUGUAAUAACGUUACAAAUCGUCAGUCACAUCCAUGGCCAUCCUGAACAGGACACAUACUGGAGUUGUCAACAUAGCCAUGUAAUGAGACAAAGUUAACUGCAGCACCCACAACAGUGUCCAUGCCCUUCCACAGGCCUCUCCACAAAUGGUUUGUUGUUUAAAGCUGCACUCAGCUAUAUGGGGUCUCCACAAAUGGUAUAGCAUCCAAACCUAUUAGGCCCCAACCUCUCCCACCCACCCAGGACAAACCAACAGGUGAGGAGCGCUGCCUAGGGGACAAACUAACAGUACACAUGUACAUAAGCAUUGCCUACCAGAUGUUUACUACAUUGCUAGUGAUGUUAUUUAUUCUAGUAAUUUGAAAAUGAUUAUAUACCAUUUACAUAUUUGUAAGUUGUUUCCUUGGAGAAAAGUCCUUCUAUUUUUCUGAACUUUGAGAUAUUUGAUUAUUAAAUGUUGUAUGUAUAUUUCCAUUUAAGCUGGUGUAAUGCCCCGUGACCUGUGUGUCUAUGAGCAAGGCAGAUGGUUGAUAUUAUAGCAUAGUCUGCCUUUUAAAUGCAUUUAAUAAAGAUCUAUAUGGAUAUUUCAA
Messenger RNA from Haliotis rubra (blacklip abalone), 5074 nucleotides. RefSeq names its product dual specificity mitogen-activated protein kinase kinase 1-like. Gene Ontology annotation, molecular function: protein kinase activity; ATP binding. Gene Ontology annotation, biological process: protein phosphorylation. NCBI's taxonomy places the organism in Eukaryota, Metazoa, Mollusca, Gastropoda, Lepetellida, Haliotidae. The record is from RefSeq and is a predicted model, not a curated record.